CGCAAAGUUCAUGGGGGUUACAAUCACACGUGUAAUGAUCCUGCUAUGUUAUAUCGUGUAGAAACAAUGCCAGGUUUAGGAUGGUUACUAAAACGACGUCUUUAUAAAGAUGAACUUGAGCCAAAAUGGCCCAAACCUGAUAAUUUUAUAGAUUGGGAUAUAUGGAUGAGGAAUGACAGGAUCAAGAAGGGACGUGAGUGUAUAAUUCCGGAUAUUUCAAGAACGUACCAUUUUGGCGCUAAAGGCCAGCAUAUAAAUGUUAUCAUUCAAGAAUCUCUUUACAAGACACGCAGUUUAAAUAAUGUCGCUAACGUUAAAUUUAAUGUUAGUUUGCUAUCAAACAAGAAUUAUGAAAAUGAGAUCGAACGGUUGACCAGGUUGGCUGAGCCGUUGGAUCACAGUAAAAAUCCUUGUAAGAACAAGGACGAUUUUGUUCCAGAGACAUCCGGUAAAACGUAUAUAUUUUACAUUGAAAUGAAACAUGCUAAAGACUGGACAACAUGGAAUAAUAUAGCGAGAUGUUUACGAAUCUGGUACUCAGAUGCUCGAGGAUUUCAUAAAAGUAUGUGGAGAUUAUGGUUAAAGGAUAAUCACGUGUUAAUUGUUGGAUCACCUGCUUCACCUUAUGCCAAACAUAAACCAAUGAACGUAAAACCUGUUUUCAUUCCUAAAAAAUUAAAGGGGAUUCAUUAAGUGCAUUAAAAUCUUUAAAGCGGCUAUGAAACGAAAUUUUACCAUGUAGUUUCCGAUUUUAUUGCACAUAGAGCAUUUGAUUGAAAUGAGGUAAUAUCUUCAUAAAUAGAUUUACUUUAUUUUAUUUCUUGAGAUAUUUCACUUUAUCAUCGUGCAGAAACACCACUGCGACAUCACAUUACACAGUAACAAUUUAAAGACCAUAAAUUUUUCGUAUCGCACAAACAUUCAUUUUCGAUGUACAACAUUUUAAUAAAUAAAAAUGAGUAGAUGUA
Molecule: messenger RNA, 968 nt
Organism: Xenia sp. Carnegie-2017
Lineage: Eukaryota; Metazoa; Cnidaria; Anthozoa; Malacalcyonacea; Xeniidae
Product: protein O-linked-mannose beta-1,2-N-acetylglucosaminyltransferase 1-like
Exons: 6
Coding region: 46-693 (215 amino acids)
Biological process (GO): protein O-linked glycosylation via N-acetylgalactosamine
Cellular component (GO): Golgi membrane
Molecular function (GO): beta-1,3-galactosyl-O-glycosyl-glycoprotein beta-1,3-N-acetylglucosaminyltransferase activity
Source: RefSeq, a predicted model, not a curated record